Micropterus salmoides (largemouth bass) is the source of this 3903-nucleotide messenger RNA. RefSeq lists its product as uncharacterized. Lineage: Eukaryota; Metazoa; Chordata; Actinopteri; Centrarchiformes; Centrarchidae. Gene Ontology annotation, biological process: intracellular signal transduction; negative regulation of T cell activation. Gene Ontology annotation, cellular component: membrane raft; plasma membrane. The record is from RefSeq and is a predicted model, not a curated record.
GAGGCAGUGUUCAUGGGCAACGGGGAGCAGUACAUCUGGAAGCCUCCAGAGGAAGAUGAAAUUAUCACCUUACACCCACCUCCACUCCACGGAGAGAACGGACAGGGGCACCCAUCGCCCCCAACUGCAAAGGAGAUAGCAGACACCUACUCCAUCGUGUGUAAAACCCAGAAGAAGAAACCACCUAUGGAAAACAACGGAGCAAAGACCCUCCCACGCUCCUUUGGUGGAGAGAGAGGAAACGCAGGUUCAAGGGGCCGAGGCCGAGGAGUCCAGGGCCCGACGCGUUCCCAGGAGGAGCCCUGCUACGAGCCGGUAGGAGACAGGUCCUGGCCCACAUGUGCCGUGGCCGAGUCUGACCCCGCGUAUGCUACUAUCGACACCCACCGGAAACGUGAGCCAGCAGGAAACAAUAACAGCACAGUUGGGGGUAAUGCCACUCUGAAGAGGAAGAAGCAGCCGCCGCAGCAGCCGACAGCCCCAACGGCACCUCAGGGCUCAGGACCCACUGCCCUGCCUGCUAGAGGCCUGCCUGGUGGGGAAAACUUCUAUGAGACCAUCAGCGAUGUGAAACAAGGGGCCAACAGCUCCAGCACCACCACCAUCUUCACUUUCAAUGAUGGGAUGGAGAUGUAUGUCACUGGCCUGUAGCUGGCUGGCAGGCAGAAAGGGACCAGAACCCACUGGUACAGAGUCAUGAAAGGGACCCUCCUGUUCACCGGCCAACAGGUUGCUGUACAUAGGUAAAAGGCCCUCAAUAGACAAACAAUAUGAGGAUCCAUUUUGUGAUGACAUCAGGUACAAACAGGGUCUUAAUCCAGGUUCAGACUCCCUUGAUUGGUCUGUACUUCAGAACCAGCCUAAGUCUAGUCCAGCCCAUAUAUGGACCAAAUAUGUUUUAACUCAAAAAAAAUUAAAAGAUAAGAAAACUGGAAUAUACAUCUUCAACCUACUGUGUCACUGACCAUACUCACCUGUUUGUGCAUCAUUUUCCAUAAUAUCUUUAUUUUUAUAUGAACACUGUACUCUUUAAAGAGUAUGUGGUGUAACUCACAACCUGAGAAGAACACACUUUAAUAUAUAUAUAGAUACAAAAAUGUGCAUGCAUUGUGCAAACACACACCUAUAAGUAAACAGUAGCAAGGAAACUUCGUUUGUUAGGAAUAUGAAGCCCACUGUUAGCUAAUGCCAGCCACACACACACACACCCACACACACACACACACACACACACACACACCUCAUCUUUGGGGGACUUAUGUAAUAUAAGCAGAUGGAUGUCAGAGAUUUGCGGUGCUUAGCUCUCCCUAAGCAAACAUCUGAAACAGGUUCUCUGUGCGCACUGGCCUGUUGCCUGGCAGGCAGCAUUGUGGUGCUUCGUUUAAACAUAGGCCUGUAAGUCUAUAGUUAGGCUUGUAGUAAUAGUAAUAGCGUAGGCUAUAGUCCCCACUUCACAAUUACCAUCAGUGUGCCCUCAACAGUUAUCGACAUCCCUCAUGAUAACUAUAAAAAGUGCGUUUUGAUCAGUAAUGUAACUUUCAAAUAACAUUACUUGACAAUCUACAGUCAGAUUUAACAUCUGUAGCCAGAAGCAUGAUGACACACCUCAACACACCGACACACAGAUACACACAUACUUGGCAGAGUUAUGCAGGGUAAGGCAAUCAGGUCAGGGGCAUUGAGUGGGUUGAGUAAGAAUUUCCCCAGAGUGAUAUGGGUGACAGAUUUCACAGUGAAAGACCUUUACUGUAUUACCAUAAAUUAAUAUAAUUUAAAUGAAACAAGUGAGAGAAGAAUAUUUUCAAAAAUAAGGAAGCGAAAGAGUGUCCAAAAUAACACAGGAUGCUUCAUCCUGUGCAGUUAGUAUGUCUUGUCCUUUGGGCGCUGUAAACCUCUGAUUUUAUGACCAUUAUAAUUUUGCACUGGACAGCUGCGGGACUGGUCGGCUUAAUUGUGCAUUAACGUGCUGUAAAGGGCAUUUCCAAGCACAGUUCUGAUUCGCUCUCUGGUCUCAAGUCAAAGCCAGAGCUCCCCAUAGCUCACCAGACUUAAGUCUGGUGGUUCAAAUAGCUACAGAGGACUUGGAAUCCAAGGAAAAUAAAGAGCGGGGCAAAAAAAAUUACCAGCUAGUGUCCUUUGGAAGGUUGCCCCUCGCCCUUUCCCCACCCGCGUCUCCAGCCCCAGCACUGAGUUCUCUUCCAUUGUAAACAAUGUCUUUCCCAUGCAGCUUUGGGGAACAUUAGAAAAGAAAGAAGAGAGGAAGAAAACAAAUCAUUGGAGGCUUAAUAAAUAGGCAUAAAGAUAAGAGGGGAAGAGGCAUACAAACCCCUCACAGGCUGAGAGAUGGAGGAUGCAUUAGAAUGAGCUCGCUGGGAGACAACAAUGCAAAGAGAAGACGGGUUUAGAAAAGUUAGUAAUAUAAAUGUAUAAAUGCUACUGUGUCAGAAAGUAUGUAAAAACAAAUACACUCUGUAUGUCAAUGCACUGUUUGUUUUUCUCUUACCUACUGACAAUACCAUUGGUUGAAUAGCUCAUGCCACUGCCAUGAAAACAAUACAUUUAUGUUGUUGGUGCAAUUUUUUCCUGCUUGAUCAAAAAAGUGCAUGCUUUUAUAUAUGGAGAUGAAAACAGAUAUUGUGGUACUUAAUUGAUCUCUUGUUUGUUAAUCUUUUCUGUUGUACUUUUUUUGCCUUGUGAUGCAAAGCAGCAUUCCUUUUUUGUUGUUGUUUUGUUUUUACCAAAGCAACAACUUGUUGGAGGAGGAUGAGGGGAGAGAAAUAGAAAGACAGAGAGAAGCCGCUGGGAGUUUAGAGCAGAGCGUUGUUUAUCCUCUGCUCUGGGGGAGCAAGAAAGAGCAAUAGAGGUUAGGAGGGAGGAGAACAACAGCCAGAAUAAAGCUGGAUGAGGAUCCCUGCAAAUGGACACAGACCCAAAGGACCCUCCUCCUUCUGAUGUGUUUGUGUGCCAGCACAUACACACACACACACACACACAGCGGCACACAUACACACUGCAACCUUGAGCCAUGUGCGUUUCCAGUUUAGGGGAGGAAGCACAUUUUGCUUCCACUUGGUCAGCCCUUGCAUAUAUUCCCUCCCCCAGCUGUGUUCAACCACCAGUAACUGACACAGACCUCUCUUUUCUCUGCUUCACCUCUCCCCCUCGCUGUGCAGGGGAGGGGCCUUUGAUGUCCAGUUCUGAGGGACUCAGGGAGUGAUUUGAGGGGGGAGGGGCAGAGGACCCCAGUCAGAUAAUAACAAUGCACCAAUGGCUCAACUACUGCCUGAUAUGAGAAAUGGCUAACAGCUGAGGCGCUUAACAAGCUCUGCUGAGGCUUCCCUUAGACAAUGCUGGCUGGAAAUCGCUAUCACACUUAAUCCUUCUUCCCUGGCUGUCACUUUAUGUGUCACAUUUUCUUUAUCCUGAGAGAAAAGCACUGAUCGGAUAUAUUUUGUUGAACACUGUUACACACUGAUCAAGACAGAUGUUCAUUGCACAAACGGAUACAGUAUGAUGAUGUAAAUGUGUAAAAUACUCUGUUGCUGUUCUGAUGUUGUUCCAAUGUAACAUACAGUAUAUAUGUUGACAAAAAAAAGAUGGUUAUCACAGACACAUUGUUCUUUGUGGAUGCAAAAUGUUUCAUGCUUUCCAUGCAGAUACAGAUGCUGUUUGUUAAUUGUCUUCAGAUAUAAUCAUGGGCCAAUACUGCUGUGACAGCUGUAGCCAAUGUUGUCUGUUCUUAAAGCACAGGGUUUAGUUUAAAAAUAAUAAAUAUAAUAAAAUAUAGUGUGACAGUGCAGAUAUGCAAAAGAUUGUAAUGUUUUAUAUUAACCUUCAUAAAAUAUUAAAGUGAGUUUUUACUUUUCUAAUAAAGUGGCACAUUAUAAUGUGUGUUUGUCUUUU